Closterium sp. NIES-65 is the source of this 1665-nucleotide messenger RNA. NCBI's taxonomy places the organism in Eukaryota, Viridiplantae, Streptophyta, Zygnematophyceae, Desmidiales, Closteriaceae. The record is from the annotation of a GenBank genome assembly.
AUGCAGUUGGUAUCGGAGCACGCGCUACAGGCGCAGGACUUCAUCAAGAUGCACGCGGAGCUGGAGCAGUGCCUCUCCACCGUCCCCAUCCAAACCCUCCCUGAACCCCUCACCUCCAAGCUCACGGCGAUGCGGCAGCAGCUGCUGAACACGCCCUUCACGGAGUGCGUCACGCCCGCCAUGCGCGCGCAGCUGCAGCUGCUGCUCUCGUCCGCCGCGUCCCCCUCCCCCGCGCUCAAGGACGCGCCCGGCUCCGACGUCCUCGCCUUCCAGCUCGCGGAGGCGCUCGGGCUGGGGCUCUCCGCGGAAGCCGCCAACCCGGGCGCACUGCGGCGCGAGCAGGAGGCGCUGGCGCUGGAGAAGCGCAAGGCGCAGGAAGGGCGGGACCUGGCUCAGGCGAAGGUGGUGGAGCAGAUAGUGCUGGUGCUCAUGCGCAUGGAGCGAGAGGUGGCAGCCCGCAGAGAGAAGCAGAAGCGCGCCGCUGAAGCCGCAGCAGGCAGCACUGGUGCUGCUGCUCCCACCGCCUCAGCUGCUCCCGCCCCCUCCUCCAUCUUCGCCCCUCAGCCCAGCCGGUCCCAUGCACCAGCAGCAGCACCGGGAAUCAAUCUGCUGGCAGAGAGCUUGACAGAGCUCAGCGUGGGGGGCAGUGACAGACAAGCAGAGGCAGCAGCAGCAGCAACUUCGCAGCAGCAGCAGCAACAGGGGGCAGGGGCAGGAGCAGUGGCAGGGGUGGUGAGACAUCAGGAGGGGCAGGAGGCGGCAAAGAAGGUGGUUGAGCCGAUCAAGGUGGUUCUGCCAGUGGACGAGAAGGCACAGGCAGCGGGGCUCGUGGGCUGGCACACGAAAUUCUCUGCCACCAACCGAGCCAUGUUCCGCUCUGCUGGGGUCAUCGACGCUCUGCUCCCCCUCGCCGCCGCCUCCUCUCCCCAGGAGGCGAAAGCAGCCGACGCUGCAGUGAGAGCCCUGGGGAAUCUGCUGGCAGAUGAGGAUGUGAAGGUGGAGUUGAUUGGGCACCUGCCGCUGCUGGUCCAGGCGCUGAAGCGCGCCCAGCUGCCUGCCACUCGCGCAGGCAUGGCGCGGAUUUUUAAAGCGAUUGCCACGAUAUCGGAUGAGGCGUGUAAGGUGGUGGUGGAUGCGGGUGCGGUGCCGCACUUGGCUAAGUUUGUAGACCCCAGCGCCACUGCCGCGCCGGCCAACCCGGCCCCGACGGGCGGCGCGGCGGUGGCUGCGGCCGCCGCCGCAGAGGAAUCUUCCAAGCAAUGCGCGGCGGAAACCCUAGCGAUCCUCGCGCAAGUCCCCUCGAAGCGGAGCCGAAUGGUGGCAGAUGGGGCCGUUGGCGCUCUCUCCCUCCUCGUCCUCGCGUCCCCGCCGAACGAAACCCUAAUCGCGGCGGUGACGGCACUGGCAGGGCUGGCGAGCGUGCAUGAGGGGAGGGAGGGCAUGGCGGCGGUGCUGCCGACGCUGGUGAAUCUGCUGAGGGUGGAGGAUGAGGGGGUGAUGGCGCCGACUCUUGACGCGCUGCUGCUGCUGGCCAAGCACAGCGCGGGGUACCGCAGUGGCAUCCGGAAUAAUGGCGGCAUGCGGCAUCUGAGGAAUGUGCUGCGCGUGGGGCCCUCGCCUCUCCACAACAAGGGCAUGGAGCUGCUAGCGGCUCUCUUCUCAUAG